Conger conger (European conger) is the source of this 1941-nucleotide messenger RNA. RefSeq names its product microfibril associated protein 1 (gene mfap1). Gene Ontology annotation, molecular function: RNA binding. The record is from RefSeq and is a predicted model, not a curated record. Gene Ontology annotation, cellular component: U2-type spliceosomal complex. Lineage: Eukaryota; Metazoa; Chordata; Actinopteri; Anguilliformes; Congridae. Bases 158 to 1483 code for a protein of 441 amino acids. The transcript is spliced from 8 exons. Gene Ontology annotation, biological process: mRNA splicing, via spliceosome.
GGGGAGCGCUACCGAGAUCCGGUAACAAAGGAUGUAUUUCCGGUCUGGAAAACACAAACCGUAAACAGCCAUCGAGUUAGCUGGUAGGCUAAAGACUAAGGUGAAACGUUGCUUGCUAGAUUUCUCUAUACGUUUUUGCCUUUUCAGCCGGUCAAUCAUGUCCGGACAGAACGCUCUCAACAUGAAGCAGCCGCCGAUCCAAUCCACAGCUGGAGCUGUGCCGGUGCGAAAUGAGAAAGGCGAGAUUUCUAUGGAAAAGGUGAAGGUGAAGCGAUAUGUGUCAGGUAAACGUCCUGACUAUGCCCCCAUGGAGUCAUCGGAUGAGGAAGAGGAGGAUUUCCAGUUUGGGAAGAAGGGUAAGGAGGCUGAGCCAGAGCUGGAGCUUGAGGAGGAAGAGGUGUCAGACCCUCGCCUGAAACGCCUGCUCAACCGCGUCUCGGAGGAUGUGGAGGAAAGGUUGGCACGGCACAGGCAGAUCGCCGAGCCAGAGCUUAUGGUGGAGAGCGAGGAGUCGGAUGAGGGGACUUGGCACCCUGAACGUGAGGAGAGCAGUGAAGAAGAGGAAGAGGAGGAGGAAGAGAUUGAUGACGAGGAAAUUGAGAGGCGCCGUGCGAUGAUGCGGCAGCGAGCACAGGAGCGGAAGAAUGAAGACAUGGAGAUCAUGGAGGUGGAGGAGGAGGGCAAGUCAGGGGAGGAGUCUGAAUCUGAGUCAGAGUAUGAGGAGUAUACAGACAGCGAGGACGAGGCGGAGCCCCGGCUCAAGCCCGUCUUCAUCCGCAAGAAGGACAGAGUGACCGUGGCUGAGCGAGAGGCAGAGGAGGUGAAGCAGAAGGAGCUGGAGGCUGAGGCCAAAAAGCAGGUGGAGGAGCGACGCCGCUACACCCUGAAGAUCGUGGAGGAGGAGGCCAAGAAGGAGUUUGAGGAGAACCGCCGCACACUGGCUGCACUGGAGGCCCUGGACACGGACGGAGAGAAUGAAGAGGAGGAGUACGAGGCCUGGAAGGUCCGGGAGCUGAAGAGGAUCAAGCGGGAUCGCGAGUGUCGAGAAGCGAUGGAGAAAGAGAAGAGUGAGAUUGAAAGAUUCCACAAUCUCACAGAGGAGGAGCGCAGGGCAGAGCUUCGCAACAAUGGCAAAGUCAUCACCAACAAAGCCAGCAAGGGCAAAUACAAGUUCCUCCAGAAGUACUACCACAGAGGAGCCUUCUUCAUGGAUGAAGAGCAGGAUGUCUUCAAGAGAGACUUCAGUGCUCCCACCCUGGAGGACCACUUCAACAAGACCAUUCUGCCCAAAGUCAUGCAGGUCAAGAACUUUGGUCGUUCUGGGCGUACCAAGUACACGCACUUGGUGGAUCAGGACACCACUUCAUUUGACUCUGCUUGGGCUCAAGAGAGUGCACAAAACAGCAAGUUCUUCAAACAGAAGGCAGGGGGCGUGAGGGAUGUGUUUGAUCGUCCAUCUGUGCAAAAGCAGAGGAAAACCUAAAUCGCAGUGAUGCAGAGCGGAAGCCCUGAUGAAGUGGGACACAAUAACUUGAUACUAUUGUGACUGAAUCUGAGCAUGGCUCCUUCCAGCUCAUUCAUACUGGAAGCUUGGUUACCCUCAACUCGGACUACAUCACCUAUCAAUGCUUAACUGCUUAACACUCAAAUUGCACUGCAUUUCUGAAGAUAAAUUUCACUGUAGAGAGAGGGUUUUCAGUCCAAGACAAUUCUCAUUUUGUACAUUCUUAGUAAAUAUAAAACCGUUUCAUAGCAUUGCAGCAAAAGUACCGUUUUCUAAUUAGAUCGAUAUCCAAGAAACAAUCUUCUGAUUUUUCCACAGUGUUUGUCCCUUUUUGUUAAAUAUGUGAUGCAUUUCUUUGUAAAUAAUUUCUUGUAACAGCCGCUGAAAGUUGUGAACUUUUAUUGAGUGACAUUAAAAUGAAAAAAGUAUUUCAGUGA